AUGUAUAAUGGGAUGUCUGGCAGUGUGUAUGGCAGUGUGUAUGGCAGUGUGUAUGGCAGUGUGUAUGGCUGUGUGUAUGGCAGUGUGUAUGGCAGUGUGUAUGGCAGUGUGUAUGGCAGUAUGUAUGGCAGUCUGUCGUACAGUGUGUCUGGCAGUGUGUAUGGCAGUGUGUAUGGCAGUAUGUAUGGCAGUCUGUCGUACAGUGUGUCUGGCAGUGUGUAUGGCAGUGUGUAUGGCAGUCUGUCGUACAGUGUGUCUGGCAGUGUGUCUGGCAGUGUGUAUGGCAGUGUGUCUGGCAGUGUGUCUGGCAGUGUGUCUGGCAGUGUGUAUGGCUGUGUGUAUGGCAGUGUGUAUGGCAGUGUGUAUGAAAAUAUAUCUGGCAGUAUUUGUGACAGGAUGUAUGGCAACGAUUUGACCGCAAGGCGCUUACAGAGGGUAGUGCAUAUGGCCCAGUACAUCACUGGGGCCAAGGCGCUACAGAGGGUAGUGCAUAUGGCCCAGUACAUCACUGGGGCCAAGGCGCUACAGAGG
Molecule: messenger RNA, 531 nt
Organism: Oncorhynchus nerka (sockeye salmon)
Lineage: Eukaryota; Metazoa; Chordata; Actinopteri; Salmoniformes; Salmonidae
Product: keratin-associated protein 6-2-like
Exons: 1
Source: RefSeq, a predicted model, not a curated record